AUGUAUUUAAUGAAAUGCUCCGCGGAGGAAGGAUUUUCGCGUGGGGAGCUCAAUCGCUAUGGAAACAUCGAGCUGAGCCCCUCAGCAGGGGUUCUGAAUUACGGCCAGGUGUUGAAUUGACCAGGGAAUAAUCACAUGUCUAUAUACAGCUUGGGCAUGACUUUAUGGAGAUGAUGAUACUCUGUUCUUGGUAAAACAGGGACUGUUCGAAGGCUUGAAGGCCUUCAGGAAGGAGGACGGCAGGGGGCUGCUGCUCUUCCGGCCGGAGGAGAAUGCCAUGAGGAUGCGGAUGGGUGCCGAGAGGAUGUGCAUGCCUUCCCCUUCCGUGGAGCUGUUCAUUGACGCCGUGAAGCAGACCAUCCUGGCCAACAAACGAUGGGUCCUCUCUCUCUCUCUCUCUUUCUCUCUCUCCCCCCCCCCUCCCCGUUUUGCCUUCUUGCUGAUGGGUGGUCGGAGCAGGUGCCGCCGCCGGGUAAGGGGGCGCUGUACGUGAGACCACUUCUGCUGGGGACCGGGGCCGUGCUGGGGCUGGCGCCGUCGCCGGAGUACACCUUUCUGAUCUACGCUUCGCCGGUGGGCAACUACUUCAAGGUGCGGUUCCGCUCCUUUGCCCGUCUCUGUUUUCUUUUCUCUGUUCUUUCUCCUCCUUUCCGGGAAUCUUCUCCCAUCUGAUGCUUCCCUCCGGUACUAAAGAUGGUUUCUCUUAGAAGAGGGAGAGAGAGAUUCUAAUUUUCGUUGUCUCACAGGAGGGCUUGGCUCCAAUACACCUGCUCAUCCGAGAUGGAGUCCACCGUGCCACUCGAGGUGGAGCUGGGGAUGUGAAGACAAUCGCCAACUAUGCACCGGUGAGAAGAACAUCCCCUCUGAUCUUUUAUUCAUUCCUUUUUUAUGAGAAGGCGAUCGAGUAUAGUUCUUUCCUUGCAUAGUUUACGCACUUCAUAUCUGAUGAAUAUUAUAGAGAUUAUAUUUACAAGUAAAUUCCUAUGCCGAUGUUUUACUUAAGGAUUCAGUGAUAUAAUUCAAUAGAUCUAUAAGCUCUUGAUCGGUGCGAUUCUGCGAGGAAAUGGCAUGCAUGGCAUCGAUCGAUACCCAGAAUCAAUCUAACUAAAAAAUUGAAAAUUCAAGAAUUUUUUUUUGAACAGGAGCUGUUCUUGCGGCUCCAGGAUAAUAUUCAUACUAAUGUUUCUCCUUCCUUCCUUCCUUGUAGGUUUUGAAGGCGCAGAGGGAAGCUAAGGCUAAAGGGUUUACAGAAAUCCUAUUCCUCGACUCUGUGAACCAGAGAUAUUUAGAGGAAGCCUCCUCCUGCAACAUCUUCCUUGUCAAGGUAGGCCGACCAGGAAAUUUUUAUAGCGGGAUUAUUUUAUAAGAAAGAUGCUUCCUUUAUUUAACCAAAACCAACGAAUUAUGUUCUUUAUUGCUGGUGAUUUUUAUUUUAUUUUUUUAAUAUGAUUCCGGUGUGAGGAUAGGGGGUUAUUUUUUAUGGUACCCUCGGCAGAUGAACAGAGGGGGACCCAUUUUAGGCUGAUUCAAGCGGUCUGAGUUACCAUUUUGGGAUGAUAUAAUCUCUCCUCUGACAGGGUGAUGUGAUUUCCACUCCGGCAACAAGAGGAACCAUCCUUGCUGGUGUCACACGCAAGAGCAUGAUCCAUAUGGCUCGCAGCCAUGGAUACCAGGUCUGUAAUGCCGUCCAUUGCUGAAAUCUCUGAUGUGUUUCGACGAAGAUCCAUUGCUCUCAAAAUAGAACUGGGUUUUGACCAAUUAGCCGGGAAUUGACCCGGAUUUUCUCGGGUUUUCUUCGAUUUCUUGGAUUGUAUCGAUCCUCUUUGAUGAAUUACUGUGGAUAAUCAAUCAGAAUUCUCUUCUUGCGAAUGGAUUCUGGGCCUGGAUGAGAAAUAUAAUUCGAGGGAGCUGUUGGUUUUAUCCUUUUUUCGUUUCUAGAUUCGACUCGGGGAGACCUAGCCGUUGACCAAGUUCAUGACCCUCCCCUCCCCCUUUUUUCCACGCAGGUAGAAGAGCGGCUUGUGUCCGUGGAUGAAUUAGCUGACGCAGACGAAGUCUUCUGCACCGGAACUGCCGUGGUUGUUGCACCUGUGGGCAGCAUAACCUACAAGAACAAGAGGUACUCUCUCUCUCUCUCUCUCUCUCUCUCUCUCUCUCUAACUCCAACCCCUCGAUGAAGUGGCGGGCUUGGCUCAGUCCGUAUUUAUCUCUAUUGCGCCAAGUGUUGACUUAGAUGAGGGUCAACUCUGAAAACUCUGACGGCCAUCUCUCCUCUUGUCUCUCUCUGACGGCAAUCCAGUCAAUAAGCUUUCAAUCUAUGGUCGUAAUAUGGACAUAAUUGUGGUUUUAGUAGCUUCAAAUUUGAUCCGAAUUCAGUAAUCGUUAUCUAAGAUUGGACCCAAAUUUAUUUAUUUAUUUGUAAAUUUUAAUGAAAACGUGAACUUUGACGGCGCAGGUUUCAGUACAAAACUGGACCGGAGACGAUCGGGCAGAGGUUGUAUACGACACUCACGGGCAUCCAGAUGGGCCUCUUACCGGACGAUAUGGGCUGGACGGUCGAGAUUGACUGA
Messenger RNA from Spirodela intermedia, 2570 nucleotides. Lineage: Eukaryota; Viridiplantae; Streptophyta; Magnoliopsida; Alismatales; Araceae. The record is from the annotation of a GenBank genome assembly.